CCUCCUCUUCCUCCCCCUCCCAUCUCUCUUUUCUGUUGACGUUUGGCUUUUGUGCCUGUUUUACUAAGUGCGCGUAAUCUUCCCAUCAAAAGCAUCUCUUCUUCACUGGACUCUAUUUUUUAGUGACAGCGCGUGACACGGCAUCGCCUCUGAUGUAGUGCGUUCCGAAAAAAAACCGCGUGAAUCUCGCAGAAGCGCAAGAUAUUCGCCCAAGAUCUUCAAGGUUUUGUUUCCUUUGUCAUACUGUCUUCCUGUGCUCAUCUGCGGAGGUUAUUUCCGUCGGUCCGUCUGCUCUGCGUGCUGCCGUUUUUCUCGCCAGCUGGAUAAAAAUUCACCUUGACUCGUAUCUCAGAAGCCCGCCGCGGUUGUAAACAAAUCAUUUCCGCACGCAUGUUAUUAUGUUAGGCUAACGAUCUGAAAUAGCUCGCAGGCUGUUAUGGAUUAGCACCUGUCUGGAAUAUUCGACGGUAUUCGCCUAGGUAUAAAUGUUCUGCAGAGCUGCUUUAGUAUAUCAGGGUGUUUUAUCCGUCUCGCUCGGUAAAUUGAUGGUUUGUAUUGUGAUUAGGUAAUAGAGCGCGCAGGCCGGAUUGUAUAAUUCUCCAGUUGAGACUGUUUUGCAUAUCUGGCGAAAGGAACUUGAUGAUUGGUUGACCAAUUACGAGCUCCUGAGCUGCUGUUGUGUUGGAUUUUGAUUAAGGAGUCGGAAGUUUAUUUACUGGUGCAAGUUCAACCAACCAAGAAAGAGCAACAACAAUGUUUCGCUAUUUGAAUGAUGUGGAUGACAGCCCAUACAUGAUGGAUCCGUUCGCAGCACACAGACACCAGAUGAGGAGUCUCUUCGGGUCUUUUGGGAUGGACCCGUUUCCUCUCACCCCUCAGAUCCAGCAUCCACGUACACGUAUGCAGCCACAAGCUGGAGCCUUGGCCCCUUUCGGCAUGAUGGGAAUGGGUGGUGGUUUCAUGGACAUGUUCAGCAUGAUGAGUGGAAUGAUGGAGAACAUGGAACGAAUGUCUGGUUCUCCAAACUGCCAGACCUUCUCCUCCUCCACAGUCAUCUCGUACUCCUCCACGGACGCAGGAGCACCUAAAGUCUAUCAGCAGACCAGUGAAUAUCGCACUGCUCCCGGGGGUAUAAGAGAGACGCGUCAAACAAUGCGGGACAGUGAAAGUGGCCUGGAGCGAAUGGCUAUAGGGCAUCACAUUGGUGAUAGAGGUCACGUGAUGGAACGCUCAAGGAACCGUCUCACAGGAGACCGUGAAGAGAGACAGGACUUCUUCAACCUAGAAGAGAGUGAGGCAGCUGCCUUUGACGAAGAGUGGAGGAGAGAGGUGGGCCGGUACCGCCCCCCUAAUGCCCGUAGUUUAGACUAUGGGCGUGAGCGGAGUGCAGGGGUUGGACAGCAGCUGGCCCUGACAGCGCCUCCGAGCUCCUCCUCCUCUCCCUCGCCUCGCCACGAGUCACCACGCCACCAUCCUCCUCACUCUCGCCCGCGCUACGACUGGUGAGAGGUACGAAUCUCACACGGCCCGAAUGAAACUUGUCUCUUUGAAUUUGUGAAGUUAUCUAGCUGAUGCUGUGAAGAGAGAAGUGAGGGAUAGAGAAGAAAAUUAUAACUGAGGGGUCAAAUGUUUGAUAGAUCUGAACUGUCUCAAUAUGUGUAGUCAGCUCCUUACAGGGACGUGUGCUGGCAUGAGGUAUCAUAACACAGGCUGAAUUUUUUUAGACUGCAUCUCUGUUGUGUGGAAUUUGGCCUGGCCUGUGUACUUCAUACCACGUUACUACUCCCGAAGCAUACACACCAGCAUUCAUCAUAAUUCAGACAGCUCUUCAACCUUGUGAUAUAUACAUACACACAGACAUCUUUGUAUUUAAAUGAAUUCUCAUGCUUCCAAUAUUUCAAUAUCCAAAUAUUUAAUGAUACACUACACAUAUAUUCGCGUGCACACACACACACACACACUCACCGUAAAGUCCAUAUAUGUUUGUGUUGACACUAGGGUAUCUGUGGGUUUAACUGUACAAUGCUGACUAAUUAAACUUAUUAACUAAUAAAAAGACCUUGUUACAUCA
Puntigrus tetrazona (Sumatra barb) is the source of this 2071-nucleotide messenger RNA. It is a transcript of the gene mlf2, whose product is annotated as myeloid leukemia factor 2. NCBI's taxonomy places the organism in Eukaryota, Metazoa, Chordata, Actinopteri, Cypriniformes, Cyprinidae. Gene Ontology annotation, biological process: regulation of DNA-templated transcription. Gene Ontology annotation, cellular component: nucleus; cytoplasm. The record is from RefSeq and is a predicted model, not a curated record. The transcript is spliced from 8 exons. Bases 754 to 1506 code for a protein of 250 amino acids.